AUGGCGCCCACUACCCCUUCCAAAGGCUCCGAGCCGAAACCCGGGUCGCUUACAACCUCGAGCACUUUCCCUCGUCAAUCUCCUUCGCAAGCGAAAGAACCUCGACCCACUCCUCAACGCGCAAAUACCACAGAGAAUGGUGCUAUCCCGCCCGUUACAAUUACCCAGGAAACUCCACCAGAAAGGCAGAAAGAGAAGAUGGAUACAUUUGAGUCAGAAACUACUGAUGAUGUAGUUGAAGCACCCCGCGCUUCGGUGGACAUGGACGAUAUACCGAUUGAGUUGAUUAGCAAGGCGGACAACUUUAUCGACUCGCUUUCCGCUAAGGUUCACCCCUCACCACCGAAUAUCGAUCAUCUGUCUAGGCUAUUUCAAGAUUUCUAUCACGUUGCUGCUUCGCAUAUCCGAACCCAUAUAGACAGCCUUGCUACCCGACAAAUGCGAGAAACUUCGCCAACCCCGUCGAGUUAUUCUAAAAGUUCAGCAGCCAGUUUAUUAAGAGCCAAAGCGGCAUCCUUUGCCAAUAAGGAGAAAGCUAAAGAAACUGUAGUCAAGGGAGAGCAACAGAUGCUCACGGCUGAGGAGUUUGCUGAUAGAAAGCGAGCUAAGAAAGCGCUGGAGCAGAAGAGGAUCCUACUGGAAGAGGCGGUUGAAAGACGGCUUUGCGAAGGGAUUUAUGACCGCAUAUACCGGCAUCGGACUACCCAAGAUGAGGCGCAGGACGACAAGCUUAGAUCUAAGACGGCUGCUUUAGCUCUUGUUGGUAUUGGGCCUGCAGAUUUAGGCGUUGACCUCGGAGAAGUUUCCGAGGACACUCCUGAAGCCCGCAUGAAGAAGCAAGAGCAAAUUCGAGAAUACUUAGACCAAGCCCGGAAAGACUUGAUGUUGAUGCAUGAGAAGAGGUACCCCUUAGGCAAGCUCAAUCACCUCAAGGCUGCUCAUAAGAGCAUCGUUGACACGUUGUCUCACUUCCACCCUUCCUCGUCAGCCGACGAGAUUAUGCCGAUGCUCAUCUAUACGCUAAUAACGAUGCCGCCUGAGAAACUCGGUGUAAUUAGCGACUCCAAUUUCAUACAAAGAUUCCGAUGGGAAGAGAAACUGGAGGGAGAAGCCGCAUAUUGCUUAACAAACCUCGAGGCCGCAAUCACUUUCCUACAAACAGUAGAUCUUGCUAGUCUUAGAGCAGAUGAGGCGUCGUCGGGCCCCUUAAAAUCAGAGAGCCGGCCUGAGAUGCAAAGGACGGAGACCUUCCCGCCUGCUUACACGGCAGGCUUAUCCGCAACAACAUCAACUCCUGACAAUACUAAAAGUGCAAAACCUUCGCCGUCAUCCGACAGCUUGCGAGCUGCUAUCCAACGCCGCAGGUUGAGCGACCUUAUUCAAAGUCCAGCCCAGGCUUUUGGGAAUGCAAGUGACUCGUUGUUUAACACAGCCGACCAAGGUUUCAAGAACAUCGGAACCAGUCUAGGCGAUAGCUAUAAGUUCUUACUUGGUAAACUUCGAGAUAGUUCCGCCAGCGGACGAGAACUAGUUGUCCCGCGAACCCUAGACGAGGCACGGAAGCUCAUAGGCACACCGCCUCCAGAAGAUGAUACUUCUGUCGAUGGGAAUUCCGCACAGGGACCCGAGGAUCCCGAGAGGCCAACGCCUGGAAAGGAUGAUAAAUUAUUAUCCCUUGUUGGUGGUAAAAAGCCGGCAAGGGAUCGAAGCACGGACAGUACAAGGAGUGCUCAGAGUGCAAGCAGCUCUAAAAAGGUACUGUUCGCGGAGGACAAUAAGGAGAGAACUCCUACUCCAACCGCAACAUCGUCGCCUGCAUCUACCAACCCGGCUUUGGUCGAAUCGAUGCGGAAUCUAGGCAAUUCUCUGAAUCCCAUGAACCGUUUCUCAGGAAUAAGCAUGAUGCGCGGGUUUGGACGCGCGGCAACGAUUCCCGUGACACCUACGAAGGAUAGUACUACUAAGACGACAGACGGAGGAGACUUGGCCACGGCAUUUCCAGAUAUCGCCACGGCGCUGCCGCCGAAAGAUAUACCAAAAAUAGAUCCGCCCAAGAAGAAGUUUAUGGAACUCCAGAAUCCUACUGACCUAAGGAUUGGCGAUGUCUUAGAGCUACUGCGAGACUACCGUCGGCUAGCUGGUGCUCUUAAGGAUAUGGAUGCUUUCAAGGAAUAG
Daldinia childiae is the source of this 2175-nucleotide messenger RNA. RefSeq names its product Vacuolar protein sorting-associated protein 9b. The record is from RefSeq and is a predicted model, not a curated record. Bases 1 to 2175 code for a protein of 724 amino acids. Gene Ontology annotation, biological process: vesicle-mediated transport. NCBI's taxonomy places the organism in Eukaryota, Fungi, Ascomycota, Sordariomycetes, Xylariales, Hypoxylaceae. Gene Ontology annotation, cellular component: endocytic vesicle; cytosol. Gene Ontology annotation, molecular function: guanyl-nucleotide exchange factor activity; small GTPase binding. The transcript is spliced from 3 exons.